UUGGACAUCCACGAAGUCAACUAAAAAGCUACGUCUCCUAGUCGAUUUUUCUUCAUUGAUUUCUCUUCUCUCUUUCUAGUCGAUUUUUUUGGAAUAAACAAAUGAACUGCUGCGGAGAGGGCCUCGCGGCUCCGGCGACGUCAGGGGCGGCCGUAUCGCCGCUCGAGUGGAAGUUUUCGCAGGUCUUCGGAGAAAGGACCGCCGGCGAAGAAGUUGAGGAAGUUGAUGUAAUAUCCGCUAUUGAAUUUGAUAGAACGGGGGACCACCUUGCCGCUGGAGAUCGUGGAGGCCGGGUGGUUUUAUUUGAAAGAACUGAUAUAAAGGAUCAUGGUGGACACCGGAGAGAUCUGGAGAGGAUGGAUUAUUCAAUCAGUGGGCAUCCUGAGUUCCGCUAUAAAACUGAAUUCCAAAGUCAUGAACCCAAGUUAGAUUAUUAUAAGAACUUGGAAAUUGUGGAAACAAUCAACAAGAUCAGAUGGUGUCAAACAGCUAACGGUGCACUGUUUCUCCUCUCCACUAGUAGCAAAACCAUCAAAUACUGGAAGUUGCUAGUUCUAUGUCAGCAAGCUCAAAACCGUAUCUUGCAAAUGGAGCAUGUUGCAGCUCAAAACUUCAUUUCCAGCCUUGCAGCAAUGACAUUAAAUUUAUUUCGUCAGUUUGACAGUUUCGAGAUCAAGAUGUGGACGAGCCAUGUGGCUAGAUGUCGAAGACUCUAUGACAAAGCUCAUGACUAUCAUAUUAAUUCGAUUUCAAAUAACAGCGGUGGUGAAAUUUUUUUAUCAGCUGAUGACCUUCGAAUUAAUCUUUGGAACCUAGAGAUUAGCAAUCAAAGUUUUAAUAUUGUUGACAUGAAGCCGGUAAACAUGGAGGAUCCAACUGAGGCGAUAACAUCCGCAGAAUUUCACCCUACUCAUUGUAACAUGUUGGCGUACAGUAGCACAAACGGCUCAAUUCGUCUUAUCGAUCUGCGGCAGUCAGCUUUAUGUGACACUCAUUGCAAAUUGUUUGAAGAACAAGAAGUGCCCGGCUCAAGAUCUUUUUUCACUGAAUUACUAGCAUCAAUUUCAGAUAUUAAGUUUGCUCAGAACGGAAGACAUAUACUAAGUCGGGAUUACAUGACUCUUAAGUUAUGGGACAUCAACAUGGAUUCUGGCCCAGUUGCCACUUUCCAGGUUCAUGAACAUCUAAGACCAAAGCUCUGUGAUUUAUACGAAAAUGAUUCUAUCUUCGAUAAGUUUGAGUGCUGUCUAAGUGGAGAUGGACACCGAGUGGCAACAGGUUCUUACAGCAAUCUGUUUCGAGUGUUUGGUUGUUCUGAAGGGAGCACAGAAGCAACAACAUUGGAGGCCAGCAAAAACCCCCUGAGGAGACAAGUUCAAACGCCUGCAAGGCCUUCUAGAUCUUUGGGCAACCUUCGUCGUGUUCUCAGGCGAGGUAUGUGCUUCCAUUGUAACAUAAAAGGUGCGGAUAACUCUGGAGCUGAUCCGGAUAACUCUGGAGCUGAUGCAAACGGAAAUUCUUUUGACUUCACAACAAAGUUGCUACAUCUUGCAUGGCACCCUUCUGAGGAUUUAAUAGCCUGUGCUGCUUCAGACACCCUAUACAUGUAUUAUGCGUCAAAGUAAUACGGAAAGUUGUCUGUCUUGGCCGGCAAAGCUCUUCCGAUUUCUAUUGACAAAAGGUUGCUUGCCUUCUUCUCCGGUUAGUGAUGUUAGCUGCGCCCUACCUAACUACAAAAUUUUUGCUGAUGUCAACAUUUUCAAGAAGAAAGUAGUAUCUGCCCCUCCCAUACAGGCGAUACCUUGCUGUUUAUGGUAACUCGUAAGGAGAAUACUGUAGUCCUAAUUGUGUCUUUUUAGUUGAAGAGAUGUGAUAUUAGCUCAUCAGCCUACCGAAAAAAUACCUUUGCUGCCACAGUAGAAACCAAUUGGGUCCUAUAUCCUGAAGCGGGGAGAAGCUGUAGUGGGCCUUGACUUGAACCUUGUAUUAUUUGAAGUAAAGUUAAAAGGGUUUGUGAAAUUUUUAUCACUGUUUUUAUUCUAACCAUUAUUUCCCCCUCUUUCAGAGUCUGCUGAUUUUCUUUGUUUAGCCAGUAUUGGUUCCUUUGGAGAGUUUCACUCGGAAUCAAAGAUUUGUCGGUCUUAAUUCAUCUGGUUAUCUGGUGUUUAUUGUUUUAGGUAAAUGUUUUUGGUGUAGGCAAACUGAUCAUCUCUAUAUUGUACGAGGUUCGGUCACAAUAUCGAAGCAUAUGGACUAGUUUUGGUGAAUUAGGUGCUUCCUUCGUUUAGUUUGUGCUGGCAUUAGUAUAGCCUUUGGGGGCUAGGAACUGUAGCAAACUUUUCUCUUGUUCUUAAACCACUAUUUUAUCAAGCAUAUGUGAACUUUUCCUCUU
This is a messenger RNA of Malus domestica (apple), 2392 nucleotides long. The record is from RefSeq and is a predicted model, not a curated record. Lineage: Eukaryota; Viridiplantae; Streptophyta; Magnoliopsida; Rosales; Rosaceae.